CUGUGCAGUGCGCCGCCCCCGCCCCGAGUGGCUUCGGGAAACCGAGCGUACAGUGAAAUUUGCCGGGGCCCUGGCGACAGGGACGGAGCCUGGAGGUCGGGAGCCCCGAGAGCAGCACCCGGGCGAGCGGCCCUCGCCGCGCCCAGCUCGCUGCACCCCGCGCCCCGGCGCCCGCCCUGCGGUCGCCCGCCCUUCCGCCUGUUUGUCGCGGCCGGUGCUGGGCCGGGCAGGCUGCAGAGGCCGAGGGCCACCGGGCCCCGAGCGCGCGCGCAGCGAAGGCACCACGUGUCCGGCCCGGACUGGCGCGGGCGGAGCGGGCCGAGCCCGGCUCCCCGAGCCCGGGCGCGCAGCAGCGGCGGCGCCGGGCCCCGUACGCAUCCGACCCCGGGCCAGCUGGGCCCCGGCUUCCCGGGCGCGCGCGGAUGCCUCCUCCAGGUCGGCGCGAUGGGUCCCCUCUGGGAGAGAAAGGGUGCCUCCUCCCGGACGGCGGCAGCGGCGGCGCGAGGAGCAGGAGGGCAGCGGCGCGAUGGGACCUCUUCGAGAGACCAAGAAGGAGCAGAGAGUAAAGCAUCAUGAGAAGGAGAUUUCCCGAAGCCGAAUUCCCCGUUUGAUUCUUCGGCCCCAUUUGCCCCAGCAAAAGCACAAAGUGUCCCCAGCCUCUGAGUCGCCUUUCUCUGAGGAAGAGAGCAGAGAGUUCAACCCCAGCAGCUCUGGGCGCUCUGCGAGGACCAUUAGCAGCAACAGCUUCUGCUCAGAUGACACAGGCUGUCCUAGUAGCCAGUCAGUGUCGCCAGUGAAGACACCCUCAGAUACUGGAAACAGCCCUGUUGGCUUUUGCCCUGGAAGUGAUGAAGGCUUUACCAGAAAGAAAUGCACAAUUGGAAUGGUUGGUGAAGGAGGCAUCCAGUCAGCUCGAUAUAAGAAGGAACAAAAGUCAGGCCUUGUGAAACCAGGUAGUGAAGCUGAUUUUAGCUCCUCAAGCAGCACGGGCAGCAUUUCCGCUCCUGAGGUCCAUAUGUCCGCGGCGGGAAGCAAGCGGUCCUCUUUCUCACGCAAUCGAGGUCCCCAUGGGCGGAGUAACGGAGCUUCAUCGUGCAAGGCCGGCCACAGCCCACCCUCCCCACGGGAGAAGGACCUUCUGUCCAUGUUGUGCAGGAAUCAGCUGAGCCCCGUUAGCAUCCAUCCCACUUAUGCACCUUCUUCCCCAAGUAGCAGCAACUCUGGCUCCUACAAAGGCAGUGACUGCAGCCCGGUAAUGAGGCGGUCUGGAAGGUACACGUCCUGUGGUGAAAACCACGGUGUCAAACCCCCAAAUCCCGAGCAGUAUUUGACCCCUCUGCAGCAGAAGGAGGUCACGGUGAGGCACCUGAAGACCAGGCUGAAGGAGUCCGAGCGCCGACUUCAGGAGAGGGAAGGUGAGAUUGUAGAGCUCAAGUCUCAGCUGGCCCGCAUGCGAGAAGACUGGAUUGAAGAGGAGUGCCACCGGGUGGAGGCCCAGCUGGCCCUCAAGGAAGCCAGGAAAGAGAUUAAACAGCUCAAACAGGUCAUUGAAACUAUGAGGAGCAAUCUGGCUGAUAAGGAUAAAGGCAUCCAAAAGUAUUUUGUGGACAUAAACAUUCAAAACAAGAAGUUGGAGUCUCUGCUUCAGAGCAUGGAGAGAGCACACAAUGGUUCUCUGAGGGAUGAACUGUGUCUAGACUUUCCAUUCGAUUCCCCAGAAAAAAGCUUCACGCCAAACACCCCUUUUGGCAAGAUGGCCGAUGGGCUUUCUCUGGAAGAGACGGUCACAGAAGAAGGGGCUGACGGCAAGCUGCUGGUGGGAGACAGCCUGGUCGAUGGCACAGAUUUGUUUGAUGAGAUGGUGGCGGCCAUCACUGCAGAGGCUGGGAACCUGGAGCUUGUUGCUGCCACCCCUGGGGCAGAGGCCCUUGAGGUCCUCCCCAGGGGCGUGGGUCCUGAGGAGGCCAAGGCGAUGGUGGAGCAAGCCGUGCAGACCGACGUGGUGCCCUACAGCCCUGCUGUGUCAGAGCUCAUUCAGCAUGUGCUCAAGCUCCAGGACCCCUCUCCCUCUCCCCCCACAUCCCCUGAUGAGUCCGGGCCUGACUCGAUGGAAAGCUUCCUCAAGUCCAUCUCUGCAUUAGUGGUUGAUUUAACUCCAAGAAAUCCAAAUUCAGCCAUCCUCUUGUCUCCCGUGGAGACCCCAUACACCACGGUGGAUACGGGGGCUCGUGAAAACCGCCUCAUGAGAGAGCUGGAUUUUGCAGGCCCCACAGAAGAAAGGUUGAACGGCAUCAUCCCGCUGUCCUCGGGGGCCGUUGGGAGGCAGUACUGGAGCAGCAGCUUCCUGGUGGAUCUCCUGGCCGUGGCUGCUCCUGUAGUCCCCACGGUUCUGUGGGCAUUCAGUACUCAGAGAGGGGGGACAGAUCCCAUCUACAACAUCGGAGCCUUGCUCCGGGGCUGCUGUGUGGUUGCCCUGCAUUCACUCCGCCGCACCACCUUUCACAUCAAAACCUAAAUAGCAGUUGUUGUUUCUGUGUGCCAGUUUGUCCUGUGUGGUGUGCCAGGUGGAGAAACAGCAGGUCAACUUGAGGCAGUCCCUGUUCUGUCGUUUUGCUCCUCGGUAUUUGAUUUGCACUAUAUUUAGUUGACGCCUGUUCACUGUUUAAAACGAGAGGUCUCUUCAAAGGCAUGGAGACCUGGUUCAAGUAAAUGUCCCACCAGUGUGGUAUAGAAAGCAUGCUCAUGAUCCUGCCGUGUCGUCUGAGGUGCCCUUUCUUAUCCUAUUGGUUCAGGAAAAGAAAAUGCAAAGUUUGCACUUUGAAGACAGCUUCUGUAAGGCUGGCAUGUUAUCUCCUCGCGUUGCUUCGUGCUGUUUUAAAAUGUGUAAUCGUUACAGCAUUCCAAUGGUCUUGUGCAUAGCAGGGGACUGUAACCAAAAAUAAAAAUGUAUUUGUGUAAUUGGUCUGAAGAAAUCUUGAAUAGCUCUUUAGUGUCUUACUCGGGGUUGAUAAGGUUUGAGUGUUUGCAAUUUUUUACUAAAUGUAGCUCCAAGGUCUUAAAAUGGCUUGUUUGUUCUUAAACCUCUUAAUUGAUGAACCUGUAUGUAAGUUUACAAUGUAUUAACUUAUUUUUUGCUCAUUAUGUAUAGUGUUUUAUUGGAAAUUGUAACCAUACACUUCAGCAUGAUGAAAAUAAAGAUUAGUGUUUCCAUUUAAAUAAAUGUUCUAUCCAAUAAA
Molecule: messenger RNA, 3236 nt
Organism: Manis javanica (Malayan pangolin)
Lineage: Eukaryota; Metazoa; Chordata; Mammalia; Pholidota; Manidae
Gene: SYBU
Product: syntabulin
Biological process (GO): axonal transport of mitochondrion; synapse maturation
Cellular component (GO): cytoplasmic microtubule
Source: RefSeq, a predicted model, not a curated record